AUGAGUGCCUCCAAGGCGCAGUCUCAAAAGAUCUUUGAGAAACUGAAGCUAAAGCCCGCAAACAAGGUAUGCUUCGAUUGCAAUUCUAAGAACCCGACCUGGUCGUCGGUGCCUUUUGGGAUCUAUCUGUGCCUUGAUUGCUCCGCCCACCAUCGCAACCUCGGUGUUCACAUCUCCUUUGUUCGCUCGACGAAUCUCGAUCAGUGGCAAUGGGAACAACUGCGAGUGAUGAAGGUUGGCGGAAAUGAGUCUGCGACCAAGUAUUUCCAAUCACACGGAGGAUCCGCGGCCUUGGCCAGCAAGGACAGCAAGGUCAAGUAUACAUCCAAUGCGGCAGUCAAAUAUAAGGAGGAACUCAAGAGGCGAGCUGCGGCGGAUGCGCAACAGUACCCCGAAGAGGUUGUCAUUACCGAUAUUCCUGCUGGCACUCCGUCCGACGGCUCGGCCACCCCUGCCGGUGAAGACGAUGAUUUCUUCUCCUCCUGGGACAAGCCGUCAAUCAAGCGCCCCAGCAACCCUCCGUCUCGUACUGGAACGCCACCCGUCGUAAGCCGAACUGGUUCCCCCUUCCUGAACGCGGGCAAUGCGAACGGUUCGCGCUCGAAGUCGCCUCUAUCCGCGUCUGAGGAGAAGGCUGCCUCCCCUGCCCCGACCGCUAUUCGUCCUUCCUCUGCCACUCGGAAGACAACCGCCGCUAGCGGUGCUGCGAAGAAGAGCGUGCUGGGAGCCAAGAAGGUUCCUAAGCUCGGAGCGAAGAAGGUGACCGCUGCAGAUAUCGAUUUCGAGGAGGCUGAGCGUAAGGCCAAGGAGGAGGCAGAGCGCAUCGAGAAACUCGGAUACGACCCCGAAGCCGAGCAGGCUGAGGCUGAGGCGGCCAAGACCACUGCUUCUACCACCACAAUCACAUCUCCCACUCCCAUCAGCCCGAGCCGCGGCGGAUUCGGUGCUACCAGCAACGAGCGCAACUCGAACGAUGUCGAGCGAUUGGGUAUGGGUAUGGGAAGACUUGGGUUCGGUCAGGUGUCGAAGCCUCCCGCUCCUAAGAAGCUUGGCUUCGGCGCUGUUGCUCCUGCCAAGUCUGCUGCUGAAGAGGAGGAGCUUGCCCAGACAAGAACUCGAUUUGGCACCCAAAAGGGUAUCUCGUCCGAUGAGUUCUUCGGCCGUGAUCGCUUCGAUCCUGCUGCGCAGGCCGAAGCCAAGUCACGUCUCCAGAACUUCGAUGGCGCGACUUCGAUCUCUAGCAAUGCCUACUUCGGCCGGCCCGAGGAUGACGUUUCAGCGAUGGAUGACGGCUACGGAGAUAUGGAGGCUGCCGCCAAGGACUUUGUCCGCCGCUUCGGUAUCACCGCUGGUGACGAUAUUGAGAACUUGUCUCAUCUUGUCGGUGAAGGAGCCACGAAGCUACAAGGUGCUAUCCGCAACUACCUGAACAACUAA
Penicillium maclennaniae is the source of this 1437-nucleotide messenger RNA. RefSeq names its product ADP-ribosylation factor GTPase-activating protein. Gene Ontology annotation, molecular function: GTPase activator activity. Gene Ontology annotation, biological process: COPI coating of Golgi vesicle. The record is from RefSeq and is a predicted model, not a curated record. The transcript has 6 exons. NCBI's taxonomy places the organism in Eukaryota, Fungi, Ascomycota, Eurotiomycetes, Eurotiales, Aspergillaceae. Bases 1 to 1437 code for a protein of 478 amino acids.